GCCGCUACGACCGCGGCGCCGGUAGACGCGUUCCGACGACGACACGAUUACAAGAGAUCGAGCACCGGAGACGAGUCGAUUGCCGCCGCCGCCGCCGCCGUUUUUCGGGUAACACGCGCGGCCGACCGCCGGCGCACGGAAUAUUAUUCGCACGCGAUCACGAUUAUUUACCGUCGUCAUGCCGCGUUGUUCUCCGGGCGCGUAACGCCGUGGCCGUACCAGUUUUUGGUGGGACCGACGACGGUUUUUUUGUUGUUUUUCAAUUUUUUCAAUUUUUCUCGCACGACCGCGAGCGUUAUACUAACCAACACUACGUGCGAAGCGGGUCUCGCACGAUAGAGUGAUAUGGCUUUGGAGACGGAACGUUGCAGCCCGAACAACGCUUCUAGUCCCGGGCCGACGGACAACAACCGACGCCCCGGGUUGGACGAUUGCAGCGAUCAGACCAAGGAAAUGUCACCGCACGCGCGUUGCAAGACGCCUCCUCCGUCCGCGUGCGACGACGGUGACGGCCGCCCGGUGGUACCGGCUACCGUCACCGCGACGGCCACUUCGGCUUUCCGAUCGGUACGCGAGGGCGCAGUGCCGGCCGCUACCACCGCGGCCAACGACAACGACGACGACAUCGACGACCACGACCACGACGACCACAGCCAACUGCGGACACCGGCGGACGCGUCCUUACUACUGGCCUGCAGCAAACCGUUGAGCAUAUGCUCGCCGUUGCAGAACAAGACGGCUGCGGACAAGGGUGUUCAUGGUUUGCAGCCGUCGCUCCCGCAGCAGCAGCCGAACGCCAGGAAGAAACCAUUUCAUCCCGUGCACAAACCUAACGCGUUGACCGACGUGCCGCGAUGGAUGCAGCAGCAGCAGCAGCAGCAGCAGCAGAGCACGGCAGCCGUCCUGGAAACCGCUGAGCCACCACAGCAAUCCGCCGCGGCCGCGGUCGAGUACACGAUGGCCAUGGCCGCGGCCGCCGCAGCCGCUGCCGCCGCGGGUCAUGUGCCGCCCGUGUUCCCGUUUAACUCGUGGAUGUAUCGGUUCAACUUUUUGCCCAUCGUGCCAGCCGCCGCGGCCGAAUACUUCCGCGAUGUUCACCACCUACAGCGGAACGGCGAACAAAGUUCGCCCGAAACGGACGUACAACUACCGGCCGCGCACCAUCACCACCUUUUGCCGAUUCAUCAGCUGCAGCACCAACACAUCGAACUAUCGGCGAUCAGACAACAACAGUCGACCAUCGAAAACCUGCACCAUCCAGCAGCCGUGCACUUGCCGGUCCACAGACCAGUUGUCACGUCGAUCCCGCAACCGGUGCCCCUGCCGCUGCAGCCACCGUCCGUAUCGUCGCUGUUGCCGCAACCGGUGUGCCCGCCGCCGCCGCCGCAACCGCCGCUGGUACACCAAACGUUACCGCCACCACCGUCCGCGACCACGCUGUCGCUGUCGGGUUACGUCUCCCGACCGACCAGCACUUCCGGUUCGUCGGACGUGUCGUCUUCAUGUGGUGCGACGACCAACGGCACCGCGGCCGCAGCUGGCGGCACGACGAACAAAACGUUUUGCCGAUCGCCGUCGCCCCGUUCGCCCAGCCCGUUUCCGCUCGCGUUCUCCGUCGACAACAUACUCCGACCGGAAUUCGGCACCAAACUACAUCAUCACCACCACCACCACCACCACAACAACAACCGGGGCAGGCAGUCGACGUCCGCGUCACCACCGCCCAUGGCCGCACUCGCCGCCGCCGCCAAACUGCAUUACAACAGGUCCGCGCAGCAACAGCUGAAGCAGCCAGCGGCGGUCCAAUCGUCGUUACUCCGGCCGGGUCCAACGCGUCCGAAGACCACCGCGGUCGGUCCGAAACGGUCAUCUGCUGCCGUGGAAAAACUAAAACGGAAGCCUGUGCCGUCGUCACUUUCGCCGGGCCACUGCAUCAACAACAACAACAACAUUAAGUUGGCCGCCGCUGUCAAUGGCGUAGACGGCGACGGCGGCGGUCACCACCAUCUCAAGUCGGACGAGUCUAUGAUUAACAACAACAACACCAACAGCAACGACAACGAGUCCGGAUCGGACGCGGCCGGAAGCGGUGACCAGCAGUCCAACGAGAAGGAGUUGUGGCCGGCUUGGGUGUAUUGCACGCGGUACUCCGACAGACCGUCUUCAGGACCACGUUCGCGGAGGAUGAAACGUAAGGAUAAGUGCCCGGAGGAGAAACGACCCAGGACGGCAUUCAGCGGCGAGCAGCUAUCUCGGCUUAAGAAGGAGUUCAACGAGAAUCGGUACUUGACGGAACGCAGGCGCCAAGAGCUGGCCAACGAGCUGGGGUUGAACGAGGCGCAGAUAAAAAUUUGGUUCCAAAACAAGCGAGCCAAGAUCAAGAAGUCGAGCGGUUCAAAGAACCCGCUGGCCCUACAACUAAUGGCUCAGGGACUGUACAAUCAUACUACCGUGCCCAUGUCCGACGACGAGAUGGAAGACCACUUGACCGUCGCGUCCUCGUAAUGUGUCCCUCGGUCCUGCCACCCGAGCCCUCUAUGCCAGCUUUUUUUUUGAUGCAGCCCAACACUCCCACCGGAAUAGGUACAGUGCGUACCCCUGGGGCACAUGUUAGGGUGGUACACGUAUAUUAUAUGCAACGAGGCGAUAGGUUUAGAAUCUUCUUCGCGACAUAGUGUUCAAUCGAUGUCGUGUCCAAGUACUCGCUCUGCAUAUUGCGCAUAUCAUAUGCAUAUCGCGUGUACGCUGUAGGACCUAUUCAUUGGCUGUUCAUUGAUCAGGUUAAUCUCCUGCCCGAGAAGUCUUCGCCACGUUAUCUGUACGGAUUUAAACAUUUACGUAAUAUGUAUGAUACUUAAAGUUAUAUUUGUAUUUCAUAUAGAUACGACGUUGUAUUUCUUCCGUUUCUAUGUACGUUUUCGUCCUCUAUACAUCUCAAUGUAUUUUCCAAUUUGUCCCAAAACAAAACUUCCACAAUCCCCAUAUACCCACACGUUUUAGUGUUUAAUUGCGUUCUCCACCACCCCCGAAUCCCGCGCACGUGUAAAUAACAUUGUAUAAUGCGUAUAUUUAUUAUUACAGUAACUCGCAUUUUUUGUUAAAACUUUUGUUUCUAUUACGUUUCUAUUUAUAAUGAUAAUAAUAAUAUAUGUUAUUAAGUAUAAAAUUUUACUCGCGAUUCGUCUAUCGAACCGCACGGAAAACGCGUACACAUUCAUGUGUGAGCGUGAUGUGUCCGUCGCUUAUUGUGUUGCAUAGCGAUGAUGUACAUAGAUAAAUAUUUAUCUUAUAAGUAUAUAUAUUAUAUAGUUAUAAUCAAAGUGUCUUCUUUCCAUAUACGCGCAUAUACUGUGCGUAUAUAUUAUUUUAAAUUGAAAUAAGACCGAUAGUUAACGUAGUUAGUGUCCGUCACAUCCGCACACCCACGCCCGUAUACUUUUCACUAAAGUCGAUUUUGUUUGUGCCACGCGAACUCGAUCCGCAUGCAUGUGUAUUAUUACUUCGACCAAUUCAUCGAUUCGUAUGUGUACAUAAGGAAAAUAAACGGUAUUACGACCAAGAAUAAUUUACUCUUCGUUUACAGUUGCAAUACAUAAUUUUACGAUACUUAGUGGACGGUAAAUAUUCUGAGCCCACAGAAAUUCACGGAAAAUAUCUUUAUCAUACGAUCUUAUAUGCAUUAAUAUCAUGCAAUGAUCGAUUCAGAUAUACAACUAGAAAUUUAUGUUUCGGUUUUAUAUUGUAUCAACGGUAAUUUAUCGUGUUUUCUUUCCCCCUCUCCUUUUUUAAUAGAUUACGUAUACAGUAAAACCUUUAUAACACCGUAAAAAUAUUCCGUGUAAAUGGGGUUCAAGAAAAAAGAAAUGGAAAUUAAAGAUUACUUAUUUUUAGCAAGUGAACAUAAUAAUAUGUAUAAUAUAAAAUUAAUGGCCAUUCUAAGUUUGGCUUUUCAUGUUGUUUUCCGUCUUAGAGGGGAGGGUGGUUGAGCCUAUUUUCAGACGAUAAAGUGUCCGUUUCCGGCUUAGUGAGGUUUCCGCCUUGACGGGAUGAAUUCAUUAUAUAUCUGAAACGGGACCAAAGAUAUUUUCCAUAUCAACGGGGUUACCGUCCUAUUGAAGUUUUACAGUAUAUACUCGUACUUAAAAAUGACGUGUAAACCCAACAGUCAAUUUAUUUAUUAAAAACUCCAUGAUAAACUGUACAUAUAAUAGUUUAUAUUAAAUUCGUAUUGUUUAUGUAAAUUCCACAUUGUACACGUGCAUCUGAGCAGUGACGUAAAUUGGAUCCAAUUUCUGGUGGUGCAGAGGCAUAUUCUCAACUUAUAAUUUCCAACACACCAAUUUUCCAAUUUC
Messenger RNA from Sipha flava (yellow sugarcane aphid), 4352 nucleotides. Its product is annotated as segmentation polarity homeobox protein engrailed-like. Lineage: Eukaryota; Metazoa; Arthropoda; Insecta; Hemiptera; Aphididae. Gene Ontology annotation, cellular component: nucleus. The record is from RefSeq and is a predicted model, not a curated record. Gene Ontology annotation, molecular function: DNA-binding transcription factor activity, RNA polymerase II-specific; RNA polymerase II cis-regulatory region sequence-specific DNA binding. Bases 346 to 2505 code for a protein of 719 amino acids. The transcript has 2 exons. Gene Ontology annotation, biological process: neuron differentiation; regulation of transcription by RNA polymerase II; multicellular organism development.